GUGUUCGAGCUCGUGACGGACCAAAUUAUCAUAUCCGACACCCUGAGCGUGCGAUUGGUGCGACCGGUUUCUGAAGACGAAGUCGUUGAGCACUACGUCGCGAACGAGGCCUUCGACGCAGAUCCGUACUGGGCGACUCUGUGGCCGAGCGCUUUCGCGGUUUCUCGGUACAUCGCAAACGCUCCGGCUUUGGUGCGAGACAAAACGGUGUGUGAUCUCGGCGCAGGUUUAGGACUUGCUGGUCUCGUUGCGUGCGCCGCGGGCGCGAAACGAGUCGAGCUCUUCGACCGCGAACCGCUCGCGUUGGCGUGCGCCAUCCUGUCAAUCGAGGCAAAUGGGUUUCAAGAUCGCGUUUUGGUGAAAGAUUUCGACUGGAAUGACGUACGCGAAGAUCAAGCGAAGUUCGACACUCUUCUUGCGUGCGAUGUACUCUAUGAAUCGCACGCUGUAUUGCCCGUCGCGGAACUCGUUCCAAAGCUCGUAAAACGCGGCGGUGGCCGAUUUCUACUGGGAGAUCCACCAAGCCGAGCGCCUCAAAAUCGUAAAAGGUUUAAAGAGACGCUUACCGAGCAGUACGGCGCGUUCGUGAUGCGCGAACUACUCGUUCAAGAAGGAGGAGACGAACUCGUGUUCAUCGAUUUUAAAAUGUAG
Molecule: messenger RNA, 651 nt
Organism: Ostreococcus lucimarinus CCE9901
Lineage: Eukaryota; Viridiplantae; Chlorophyta; Mamiellophyceae; Mamiellales; Bathycoccaceae
Exons: 1
Source: RefSeq, a predicted model, not a curated record